GUGAACUGAACGCAGCCCGGAUUUUCUCUGCCUGAAUGAGGAAGUCCGGAGGGGUGGGCGCGACACCGUAUAUAAUCGCGCGACUGCUCUUCCUCCUGCUUCACUCCCUGGUCCCUGCGAGCCGCUCAGUCUAUAGGUGUUUAUAGUCAAAUCAGUGCUGUAGAACCAUGGCGUGGGAUGGCUAUAUAACCAACCUGAUGGCGGGAACACCUCCCUUUGUGCAAGAGGCAGCGAUCUGCGGUUCUGAUGCAGGGAAGGAGUCGGUCUGGGCAGCAACACCUGGAGGUCAACUGGCUGGUGUGACGGUUGCAGAGAUCAAGGCGAUGAUGUCAUUGGAUCGUUCUCCUCUCUUCGCCAGUGGUCUUCAUCUCGGUGGGAACAAGUGUACUGUCCUGAGAGAUAAUCUCCACACUGAAGAGGACAACACUUUAGAUGUUAAGAUGAGGCCCACUGCUACUGAUCCCCUUUCCUACAGCAUCACCAUCGCAAAGACUGUCCAGACUCUGAUCAUUGUUAAAGGGAUGAAGGACAUUCCUGGAGGAAAGAUCAACAUAAAGGCCUCCGACAUGAAGACUUACCUGAGGAAGAAUGGCUACUAACGCUUGACCCCUGACCCCGACACUCCCCUUAGAUGCUGGUCUUGGUUCAGUUUAGCAUUCCCCCACUAAUGCUUAAGGUUAGGAUUGGGGGAAGCUCAUCUGUGCCUAGUGGAAAUGUCAUCCCAGCAGCCUCAGUGCCUUGUUGUUUUUGAUGAUGAUGAUAUGCAAAUGAUCAAACAUGUGAAAUUGUCAUAGUGGCAAAUAAACAGAUUUAUUCUAAGAAAAUAUUUAUUUUGACUACUGAUUUAAUUAUUUAUUGAGGAGAAUGUACUUACUGUGAUGUGUAGUUAAAUCACUGUGUCUUUCUCUAUAUCCAUAUGUAUAACCAGGUCACGCUGCAGUGUUCAACCUGGGGACUGUUAACCAACUCAACAGUUACAUAUGUACAGCUAACUACGUACAGUUUGGAAAGUAUUCAGACCUCUUGAAUUUUCCAGAUUUUGUUACAUUUCAGACUUAUUUUAAAAUUCAUUUAAUUGUUUUUCCCCCUCAUCUGUCUACACUCAAUACUACACUCAGUCUACAUGAAUGUAUUAAAUAAAACAAUUGAAAUAUGACAUUUA
Messenger RNA from Oncorhynchus kisutch (coho salmon), 1162 nucleotides. RefSeq names its product profilin-1. The transcript has 4 exons. Gene Ontology annotation, cellular component: cytoplasm. Gene Ontology annotation, molecular function: actin binding. The coding region runs from base 168 to 599 and encodes 143 amino acids. Lineage: Eukaryota; Metazoa; Chordata; Actinopteri; Salmoniformes; Salmonidae. The record is from RefSeq and is a predicted model, not a curated record. Gene Ontology annotation, biological process: actin cytoskeleton organization; positive regulation of actin filament bundle assembly; regulation of actin filament polymerization.